AUGGGCUACUGUGGCUGUUCCGGAGGUUGUGGGGGCUACAGCUCCAGCUGUGGACUUUGUGGGGGCUGCGGCCCCAGCUGUGGGGGUUGUGGUGACUGUGGCUCCAGCUGUGUGCCCAUGUGCUGCUGCAAGCCUGUGUGCUGCUGUGUGCCAGCCCGUUCCUGCACUAGCUGUGGCUCCUGUGGGGGCAACAAGGGGGGCUGUGGCUCCUGUGGGGGCAGCAAGGGGGGCUACGGCUCCUGUGGGGGCAUCAAGGGGGGUUGUGGCUCCUGUGGGGGCCGCAAGGGGGGCUGUGGCUCCUGUGGGGGCUGCAAGGGGGAUUGUGUUUCUUGUGGCUGCUGCCAGUCCAGCUGCUGCAAGCCCAGCUUCUGCUCUUCAGGCUGUGGACAACCCUGCUGCCAAUCCAGCUGCUGUAAGCCCAGCUGUUGCCAGUCCAGCUGCUGCAAACCCAGCUGCUGCUCUUCAGGCUGUGGGUCAUCCUGCUGCCAGUCCAGCUGUUGUGUCCCCAUUUGCUGCCAGUGCAAGAUCUGA
Messenger RNA from Loxodonta africana (African savanna elephant), 531 nucleotides. RefSeq names its product keratin-associated protein 5-10-like. Lineage: Eukaryota; Metazoa; Chordata; Mammalia; Proboscidea; Elephantidae. The transcript has a single exon. The record is from RefSeq and is a predicted model, not a curated record. Bases 1 to 531 code for a protein of 176 amino acids.